Molecule: messenger RNA, 3631 nt
Organism: Spea bombifrons (plains spadefoot toad)
Lineage: Eukaryota; Metazoa; Chordata; Amphibia; Anura; Pelobatidae
Gene: LARP1
Product: La ribonucleoprotein 1, translational regulator
Exons: 19
Coding region: 207-3236 (1009 amino acids)
Biological process (GO): positive regulation of translation; mRNA stabilization
Cellular component (GO): cytoplasmic stress granule; cytosol
Molecular function (GO): RNA cap binding
Source: RefSeq, a predicted model, not a curated record
CGUUCAGAUCAUCGCGUGGUCUGCCUUGGCUUCCAUAUUGCAGCGGUUAGCACGGGAGGCCGCCCGGUGACCGAGCAACUAGCUAUUUCCGACACCCUACUCCUCGGGACGCCCGACCGCCUUUGUGUCUGCAUUUACUCGGUGACAGAGGAGCCCAGGGCCUGAUACCUAGCCCCACCAAAAGGGGGUCAGGGGGGGACCGGGACAUGGCGACUCAGGUGGAGGCUCCACUGCUACCCGCGAACCCGCUGCCGCCCCUGCAGCAGCAGCCACCGGAGGAGGUGGAGGAGAGGCAGCCGGAGGGUGGUAUGCAGCCUAAGGAGGAUGGGUGCCAGGAGGGAGAGGAAGGGCUUGCGCGGAAGGAGUUUGUGGAGGCUCCUCCACCCAAGGUGAACCCCUGGAUCAAAUCGAGCGGGGGCAACGGGGGACCGGUCAAUGGGCAGUUGCCAAUAGAGACGCCGGUUCCAGCCAAAGUGGUGAAAGCCGGGCUCCCGAAGCCGAGACGGGGCAGCAAGGUCGGUGAUUUUGGGGAUGCCACAAACUGGCCCACGCCUGGGGAAAUCGCCCAUAAGAGCGCUCCGCCACCUUCCAAACUACAAUCGACACGGAGGUCUCUGGGAAAGAAAGACAUGAAAGAAGAAAGCGCCGACGGGAAGGAAAACCAAAGGGUGAAAUCCGACGAGUCCAGCGAGGAGAAGAACGGCGAUGAUGAUGGCCAGAGAUCAUCCCAGAAAAAGAAAGGAAACAAACACAAGUGGGUCCCACUUCAGAUUGAAGUGAAAGCAGACGGACCAAGAGACAAAACGGCAGCGAGAAACAACCGCCAGAACGAACAGCAGCGCCACGCUCUGAACCGCAGCGACCCCAAAGCUUGGUACUCGGACAACAAGCACGACCGGGACUGGCCGGACUACGACGACACCUCCAGCGUGAAAAGCGAGGGGGCUGUCCGUGGAGGCUUCCGUGGAAGGGGGCGAGGCCGGGGCAGAGGAAGAGGACGCGGAAGAGGCGGUACUCGAUCUCAUUUCGACUACCAGUACGCAUACAGGAAGUUUGACGGCUCCGACGGAUCUCGUGGCCCCAAAUACCCGAGUAACAUCACUUACUACUACGACAACAUGAGCAGCUCAGAGCUAUACAGCGUGGACCAGGAGCUGCUGAAAGAUUACAUCAAACGCCAGAUAGAAUAUUACUUCAGUGUGGACAACUUGCAGAGGGACAUCUUCCUGCGCAGAAAGAUGGACACCGAGGGAUUUCUGCCCAUAAGCCUGAUUGCCAGCUUCCAUAGAGUGCAGGCGCUCACCACAGACGUUGGGUUGAUUAUAAAGGCACUAAAAGACAGCAAAGUGGUGGAGAUCAUUGAUGAGAAGAUCAGGCGACUGGAACAGCCAGACAUUUGGCCGCUACCCGGACCCUCUCUCUCGGACGCCUCUCAGACCGACUUCUCCCAGCUUAUCGAUUGCCCCGAGUUUGUACCCAGGCAGGGAUUCCAGAAAGAAACAGAAUCCGCUCCCGGGUCUCCACGAAGCUCCAGUCCCAAUCUGACGACAAAGCCCGAGGAAGUCAGUAAUUUAAAGACUAUGCCCAAGGGCCUGUCGGCCAGUCUCCCCGAUCUGGACUCCGAAACCUGGAUCGAAGUCAAGAAAAGGCCCCGACCCUCUCCUGCUAGAAUAAAGAAGGCAGAAGAAGUGAGGACCCCCCAGUCCGCUGCGCCCCCUGCUACGACUCCUUCUAAACCACCAAAAGAGCAGGACGAGCCGGAGGAACUGGACUUCAUGUUCGAUGAGGAGAUGGAGCAGAUGGACGGCCGGAAGAAUACCUUCACCGACUGGUCAGACGAGGACUCUGAUUACGAAAUAGACGAUCGGGACGUGAACAAGAUCCUCAUCGUCACCCAGACCCCGCCAUCGCUACGAAAGCACCCGGGAGGAGACCGAACCGGCAAUCACACAUCCAGAGCCAAGAUGAGCUCCGAGUGGGCCAAAGUCAUCAACGACGGCCUUUAUUAUUACGAGCAAGACCUUUGGACGGAGCAGUUUGAACCCGAAUACUCUCAGAUCAAGCAAGAGGUAGAGAACUUUAAAAAGGUGAACAUGAUCAGCCGUGAACAGUUCGUCACCUUAACACCUGAGCCGCCCGUGGAUCCCAACCAGGAGGUGCCGCCCGGCCCCCCGAGAUUUCAGCAGGUUCCCACCGACGCCUUGGCCAACAAGCUUUUUGGUGCACCUGAACCUUCCACCAUUGCCCGCUCCCUCCCGACCACUGUCCCCGAAUCUCCGAAUUACCGCAAUGCCCGAACGCCACGCACCCCGCGCACUCCCCGGUUAAAGGAUCCGACUCUGACGCCGCGCUUUUACCCGGUUGUGAAGGAGGGCCGAACGAUCGAUGCCAAGACACCAAGGAAAAGGAAGACCCGUCACAGCUCCAACCCACCCAUGGAGUGUCACGUGGGUUGGGUGAUGGACUCCAGGGAGCACAGGCCGCGCACCACCUCAGUUAGCUCGAACGCCAGCCCAUCCGAGGGGGCUCCAUCCUUGAGCAAUUAUGGGUGUACUCCUCAGUCUUUGCCAAAGUUCCAGCAUCCUUCUCACGAGCUACUGAAGGAGAAUGGAUUUACACAACACGUUUACCACAAAUACCGCCGGCGUUGCCUUAAUGAGAGGAAACGGCUGGGCAUCGGCCAGUCCCAGGAAAUGAACACCCUCUUCCGCUUCUGGUCCUUCUUCCUACGAGAUCAUUUCAACAAGAAAAUGUAUGAGGAGUUCAAGCAACUAGCGGUGGAAGAUGGAAAGGAGGGCUACAGGUACGGGUUGGAGUGCCUUUUUAGAUAUUACAGUUAUGGGCUGGAGAGGAAAUUCCGGUUGGACAUUUUCCGUGACUUCCAGGAAGAGACCAGACGGGACUACGAAUCCGGUCAGCUGUACGGACUGGAAAAAUUCUGGGCCUUCUUAAAAUAUUCCAAAGCCAAAUCCCUAGACAUUGAUCCCAAACUGCAGGAGUACCUGAGCAAGUUCCGCAGGCUGGAGGAUUUUCGAGUGGAUCCGCCUAUGGGUGAAGAUGGAGGUUCCCGGAGACGCCACUCACUGUCUACCGGAGAAGGCCGACGGAGAUACCCUUCUCAGUCAUCUAGCAAGGGACCUGGCCAUCAGACCCAUAAUCCACCAAGAGAGGAUACCAGAGCCCAAGGCCAGAGCUCUGCUUCCACGUUGGAUUCCCAAACUGGAGGGGGGAAGUAGUGGCAUUCGAUCAGGAAAAAUCGAGGGGUCAGGGGAGGGAACAUAUGGGAGACAUAUGAUCCGCCAGCAAAUAUAAAAAGGAUCCCCUCUGCCUCCUACGGGAAAUAGUUCUGCAAACACCAGAGACUCCAGGUGCUGGAGGGAAGGGUUGACUGUUCCUAUUAUUUUCCUGCCAAGGGUGGCGGCCGCUCAUUCUUUGGGGGGAAAAGGUCAUUUUAGUUUGUUUAGGGGUAUUGGAAUUUUAGUUUCAUUUUUUUUUUAGCAGAAUCCUGGCAGAAGUGUGCCCGCCGAGUUGGGAAUUUGUUUUUUUUUUUUCCUUUUUAAAUUAUUGAAUUUGCUGCCCUCUCUGAGAAUUUCCUUUUGUGGAGCGCAGAACUCUCACCUUCUCUUAAAAU